Molecule: messenger RNA, 1426 nt
Organism: Neltuma alba
Lineage: Eukaryota; Viridiplantae; Streptophyta; Magnoliopsida; Fabales; Fabaceae
Product: protein MICROTUBULE BINDING PROTEIN 2C
Exons: 6
Coding region: 122-1165 (347 amino acids)
Biological process (GO): plasmodesmata-mediated intercellular transport
Molecular function (GO): microtubule binding
Source: RefSeq, a predicted model, not a curated record
CUGCUGGCUGAGCUUUUACUUCAUCUCUCAAGUCUCACCCUCUCUCUGUCCGUGUUCUUCUCAACCCAAUCUCCGCCUGUUCAUCUGGAUCCUCUGUUUGAGAAAUCAGGAUAAGGAAGAAAUGUACGAGGGGCAGCAUUUCAUGGACUUGGAAGAGAAUUCCAAUUUCGGCGAUCCAAAUUCUUGGCUUUCGGCGGACGACAAUUCGUCCUUCACUCAACGUCAAGCUCAGUUCUCGCUUGCUAACUCCUCCACUGCCUCCGGAGCUAAUGGGAGCUUGGAUCGCGUCCUUUUCAACGACCUCGUCGAGAUUGUUCCGCUCGUUCAGUCCCUCAUCGAUCGUAAAGCAAGCAGUUCAUUCACCCGCCGUGGUUCUAUGGUCUACACCAAGACACCUUCAAGAGAAACGUUAUCUAAAAGAACGGCAGAUUCAAAAGGUAGGAACACCAGUCAAUCUAUUCCUGCCAGAAAGAAAAAAGACCAUGGAGAAAAAGAACAGAGCAAAAAUGAUAGUAAUAACCUUGACACAGACAGCUUACCAACAUUUUCUUCAAGAGCUUUGACAUCUGAAAAGGAAAGAGAAGAAUUAGUAAUGUUGAAGGAGCAGGUGGAGGAUCUGCAGAGGAAAUUACUGGAGAAAGAUGAACAUCUAAAGUCAGCGGACAACUCAAGAAUCCAGUUGACUGAUCUUAAGACAAAAAUUGAUGAACUGAUGCGCCAGUCUUCAGAGAAGGACUCUUUACUCAAGUCUACUCAGCAUCAACUUUCUGACGCUAAGAUAAAACUCGCGGACAAGCAAGCUGUUCUUGAAAAGACACAGUGGGAAGCAACGACAUCCAACAAGAAAGUGGAGAUGCUUCGAGAAGAGAUAGAUUCCAUGCAAGGGGAUAUUUCAUCAUUCAUGUUGCUACUUGAAGGCUUGACUAAAUAUGAUGCUGCUGAAUACACUGAUGACUAUGACUUCAAGCCAUAUGAAUUCAGUCACGUGCCUAGUAUUGAUGAUUUGGACGAGAUGGAGAUGCAGAAGAUGGAAGAAGCAAGAAAAGCUUAUAUUACUGCGCUAGCUGUGGCCAAGGAAAAACAAGACGAAGAAUCUCUUGCUGCGGCCUCCAAUGCUAGGGCAGUCAUCACUUCUGUCUCUGGCUUGGGGCUGCUAUUACCGUAGGAUGUGUAACCUCCUCCGUUGUCGACAUUUGAAGCGUUUCCGAGAUUAUGUUGCGUGCCUGUUGCCACGAGGUGGAUGUGCUUAUAUGAGAUUGUGAUUAGGGACGUUAGUGCCUUUAUUUAUCGACAAAUGCUAUUAAACGGCUACCCUGCCGUUUGUCGCUUUAUUCCUGGCGAAUUUUUCCUUUUCUUUUCCUGGUGAAGAAAUUGCUUGGAUCAAUGUGUGGAAUGUUAUGUACUUAUGUUCAUUACUAAACAUAAA